AUGGAGGAGAGGGAGGAACAAGCCCAGAAUCGUCCAAGCGACUACGUGCCCGAGGAAUCGUCCGAACUGGAGACUCCAUCCGAGGAAGAAUCUGCGCCAGAGUCUUACCUCAAGCAGGACUACGAAUACGAACCCGAGUCAGAGGCGACGAGCGAGUCAGACAUGGAGGACGAGAGGGACGCCUCCUUCGAGCAAGACGAGGAGGAGGAACAAGAAGAGCCGGAACAUGAGAAGGAACAGUCUGAAAGCGAAGAGACUAAUGAAGAAGAGCGGCACCAACACAGCAAGAAAUGGAUGCAGAGAGAGAUAUCCAACGAAGAAGAGGAGGAUGAGAAGGAUGCAGAGAGUGAUAUUCAUUCCAAGAAGUUAUAUGCUCCGAAAAAGAGGAGAAAGAGAAAGAUGCAGAAAGUGGUGUCCUCCGAUAAAGAGAUAGGAGAGAAGGAUGCAGAGAAUGAUAUUCCCGAAAGAAGAGGAGAAGAAGAAGGAAUGAUAGUGAUAUCCCUCGAAGAAGAGGAGGAAGAGAAGGAUGCAGAGUGA
Scylla paramamosain (green mud crab) is the source of this 537-nucleotide messenger RNA. RefSeq names its product cilia- and flagella-associated protein 251-like. The record is from RefSeq and is a predicted model, not a curated record. The transcript is spliced from 3 exons. The coding region runs from base 1 to 537 and encodes 178 amino acids. NCBI's taxonomy places the organism in Eukaryota, Metazoa, Arthropoda, Malacostraca, Decapoda, Portunidae.